AUGCCUGCUCCCGUGGGUAACCCCCAGACCCUCUACGAUAAGGUGUUCUCGGCACAUAUCGUCGACGAAAAGCUCGAUGGCACAAUUCUCCUCUACAUCGACCGGCACUUGGUCCACGAGGUGACAUCACCACAAGCCUUCGAGGGUCUCGAAAAUGCAGGCCGCAAAGUCCGGAGACCUGAUUGCACUCUUGCAACCACUGAUCACAAUGUCCCCACCACAUCCCGCAAAGCCCUGAAGGACAUUGCUUCAUUCAUCGAGGAGGACGAUUCGCGAACACAGUGUGUCACUCUGGAAGAGAAUGUCAAAAAGUUUGGUGUCACAUAUUUCGGCCUGGGCGACAAACGACAAGGUAUUGUCCACAUCAUUGGUCCCGAGCAGGGCUUCACUCUUCCCGGAACCACCGUCGUGUGCGGUGACAGCCAUACCUCAACACAUGGCGCCUUCGGUGCCCUUGCCUUUGGUAUCGGUACCAGCGAGGUUGAGCAUGUCUUGGCCACCCAGUGUCUCAUAACAAAGCGCAGCAAGAACAUGAGGAUACAGAUUGAUGGUGAGCUGGCCCCUGGCGUCAGUUCCAAGGACGUCGUGCUCCACGCCAUCGGCAGGAUCGGAACUGCCGGAGGUACGGGCGCAGUUAUUGAGUUUUGCGGGUCUGUUAUCCGUAACCUGAGCAUGGAGGCUCGCAUGUCCAUCUGUAACAUGUCCAUCGAGGGUGGUGCCCGCGCUGGUAUGGUUGCCCCUGAUGAGAUCACUUUUGAAUAUCUUAAGGGACGGCCCCUUGCCCCCAAGUAUGGCUCCGAGACCUGGAACCAGGCUGUUGCCUAUUGGAAGUCUCUCCAGUCUGAUCCUGGUGCCAAAUACGACAUUGACGUCUUUAUCGACGCCAAGGACAUCAUUCCCACCAUUACUUGGGGAACCAGCCCUGAGGAUGUCGUUCCCAUCACCGGAUGUGUCCCUGACCCUGAGACCUUUAGCAGUGAGAGCAAGAAGGCUGCUGGCCGCCGCAUGCUUGAGUACAUGGGCUUGACGGCUGGAACACCAAUGGAGGAUAUUCCUGUCGAUAAGGUGUUUAUUGGAUCAUGCACCAACGCCCGAAUUGAGGAUCUGAGAGCCGCUGCCAACGUUGUGAAGGGGCGAAAGGUUGCCGAUAACAUCAAGCGCGCCAUGGUUGUCCCUGGCUCUGGCCUUGUGAAGGCACAGGCUGAGGAGGAGGGACUUGACCAGAUCUUUGUUGAUGCUGGUUUUGAGUGGAGAGAAGCUGGAUGUAGCAUGUGUCUGGGCAUGAACCCUGACAUUCUGGCCCCCAAGGAACGAUGUGCCAGUACAUCCAACCGAAAUUUUGAGGGCCGACAGGGUGCUCUUAGCCGAACUCACCUCAUGUCUCCUGUCAUGGCAGCUGCUGCCGCUAUUGUUGGCAAGCUUGCAGAUGUUCGCAAGCUAUCACACUACACCCACCAAUCUGCCUUUAAGCCCCGUGAGCUCCCUGCGGAGGAGCCACACGUGGACGAGCGAACCAGGGAUGACUCUGAGGAGCGAGAGAUGAUCGGAGAUCAGCCUCAGGACUCUCAGCCUCACACCAACACUCUGGCCAGCGCUGGAGGUGCCGCUUCUGGUCUGCCUAAGUUUACUAUCUGGAAGGGCACUGCGGCUCCUCUGGACCGAUCCAAUGUUGACACCGACGCCAUCAUUCCCAAGCAGUUCCUCAAGACAAUCAAGCGAACAGGUCUUGGUACCGCACUGUUUUACGAGCUUCGAUACAAGGAAGAUGGGUCUGAGAACCCUGACUUCAUCUUGAACCAAGAGCCCUUCCGACAAGCCAAGACUCUGGUUGUCACUGGACCCAACUUCGGGUGCGGCAGCUCUCGAGAGCACGCUCCUUGGGCCCUUCUGGAUUUUGGCAUCAAGUGCAUCAUCGCUCCCUCCUUCGCUGAUAUCUUCUUCAACAACACUUUCAAGAAUGGCAUGCUCCCCAUCAGGAUCGAGAACAAAGACAACCUCGAAGCCAUCGCCGCGGAGGCUCGUGCCAAUCGUGAGAUUGAGAUCGAUCUGCCCAAUCAGCUAAUCAAGAACGCUGACGGAGAGACCAUCUGCUCAUUCGACGUUGAGGAGUUCCGCAAGCACUGCCUGGUCAACGGCCUCGACGACAUUGGCCUGACCAUGCAGCAGGAGGACAAGAUUGCCGAGUUCGAGCGACGCAUGACACAAAACACCCCAUGGCUCGACGGCACAGGUUACCUGAAGCGUCCCGGACAGGGUGGCAAGCUGGCCGCUAAGGCUGUCCCUGUUCCCAAAACAAAUCGCGGCGAGGAGAAAAAGGAGCCCCUCGAGUGGUGA
Fusarium mangiferae is the source of this 2334-nucleotide messenger RNA. RefSeq names its product putative 3-isopropylmalate dehydratase. The transcript has 4 exons. The record is from RefSeq and is a predicted model, not a curated record. Gene Ontology annotation, cellular component: 3-isopropylmalate dehydratase complex. NCBI's taxonomy places the organism in Eukaryota, Fungi, Ascomycota, Sordariomycetes, Hypocreales, Nectriaceae. Gene Ontology annotation, molecular function: 3-isopropylmalate dehydratase activity; 4 iron, 4 sulfur cluster binding. Bases 1 to 2334 code for a protein of 777 amino acids. Gene Ontology annotation, biological process: L-leucine biosynthetic process.